UGUGCGCCUGCUGGCGCUCAGGAAGGAGUUGCCUCUAGAGGUGCCGGGCGGGAUUAACUGAGCUGCUCUCGGCUGCCUUUUACUGGUGCAGGAAGAAACUGUGGCAUCAUGACGACCAUGUACCGGAUGCCGCGGCUAGUGGAGACGCCACCCACGGUGGAGUUGCCUUCCUGCAUGUACAAGAUGGAGGUGUUGAGCUGCGCUCAAGCACUGGAUCUUGGUGCUUCCUAUUACGGUCCAUCACGUGUUCCUUCCUCUGAAAAGAACAGUGAUGGCGUGGCUGCCCUGGAAGUUAGACAAGAGGCCCUACUGGAGAGACUUCAGCAUCUGCGGCAACAGUUAGACCAUCUGCUAGGAAAUAAAGUGGCAGCUACACAAGUGUCUUCCCGCUCUACUUUCCACCCGGCUAUAGGAGCAGCAGCUUAUUCCUCCCCAUUUAAGGAGGAUGCGGCUACUGGAGUGGAUUGUGAUGUGAGGAGACUGCAAGAAUCAGUAAUGUAUAGGCUGAGCUGCUUGAAGGCUGAGCUUGGUCAUCUGUCUGAGGCUGGUGCAUCAAUACACCCAUCGCAUGAACCAAUACCACUGCCUGAACACCAGAAUUGCAUCUUGAAGGUGAUAAAGGCAUUGAAAGAAGAAGUGAAAUUCAUUGCAGAACUUCAGAAGAAAACCUAUACCAAGGACUGGUCCACUGAAGUGGAUGUUGUUACUCACCAUGCACAAGUUGUCAAGAAGCUCAACUUACUGCAAGAGGAAUUGGCCAAGAUGUUGAGGGAGUUGCAGGACCUUUCUUGGAAGGUGCUCCCUCAAGAUCUUGGCUGUCAAUGUGACUUAUCUUACCAGCUACCUUCCUUGUCCUCCAUCUCCUCACCUUUGUGUUUCUUGGAACCACCAUCAGCAGCAUCUGUGCACGACUUGGUGAUUUCUGCCAACCCCACAACGCCACCUUUCUCUCUAGUAUUGCUUCGUAAACUUCUGAGAGAAGCUGGAUGUUCUGUAUACAGUGCCAAUCAUGUCCACUCCUCUGUAUCAGAGGUCAGUGACUACUUGCAAGAGUGCUUCACAGACCAGCCUUUAGUGGAGCGCAGUAAGCAUAAGGUUGCAUUUACCCUGCACUGGAAAGAUGUAUCAGCACUGAGGCUUAUGGUAAAUCCUCUUCAUCAGACUCAAAUUUCUGGGGAAGAGAACAUUAUUCGGUACGUGUCUCGUCUGUUUCCUCUGUCCUCUCCAUUCAACUAUGAGGCUUCUGGGAGCUUUGCAGUCAUUACAGAAACAGACCAGUUACUGGAUCAAGUAUCGAAGCAAGUAGCAGCUGGAAAUAAUAAAGAACGACAAGCGGCCAUGAGACAAUUAAAUGGAAGACUGGGGAAGACAGAAUGGCUGAUGGGAAACCUGUGUGGUAUAGCAGAUGUGUUGGCUUGGUCACUUGUGAAACAGGCACAGCUUGACGUUGCAGCACCAGCAAAUGUGGCAAAGUGGUACAAGAAAAUGAGCACUUUAGCUGGCUUAGGUACUUAGUUCUACGAUGGUUCCAAGUAUUACAGUGAAUGCAGUGACACGCAUCACAUCUGUCAAGGGAAAACUUAAAUAAAAAUUAAGUGUG
This is a messenger RNA of Procambarus clarkii (red swamp crayfish), 1600 nucleotides long. NCBI's taxonomy places the organism in Eukaryota, Metazoa, Arthropoda, Malacostraca, Decapoda, Cambaridae. The record is from RefSeq and is a predicted model, not a curated record.